AUGCCACGUAUAUGGGAUCUAGACGAUCCCGAUGCUCAAGAGCCAAAGUGGCCAGACCAACAACACGUCGGAAACUCGACAGACCGAACAAGUGCCCAGCCUUCGGGACAUCCAGAUGAUGUGUCUAACCUUCAUGCGAGUGUUCUAUGGCGCCAUUUCGAAUUGACCAAGCGAUCCGCAAUCUUCCACGUGGACCAAUAUCUCGUCCAUCGCGAGAGCGUGAGACAGGAGCCUGGAGACUGGGAAUCGGCGUCCCUAGAUGUUGUUCCUCAGAAUACGGACCAAGUGCCUAAGUCAUUCUGGAGUUUAAAAGUGUCUCGAGAUAGUCUCUUGAAUGAGCUAUCUAUCAUGAGCGGUUUGCUGGACUACAUGUCUAUCAGGUCAACGAAAGGUUUGCCAAAAUUAUAUAGCAUCAUUGUGAUUUUGACGGUCGCCUUAAUCCUCGCAGGGUAUGACAGAACCACGGCAACAAAGGUGGCUUGGGGAAUGUCAAUCGCUGCACUCGUACCAACUGUUGCAUAUACCCUCCACAAGACUUCCUGGUUUAUCUCCAUAGCUCUAUGCAAACCAGCCACCAAGCGAAUGUAUGAGAGAGCGCGAGGAAAUACUUUGGAUGCAACGGACAGUGCUGUUAUCAAAGGCAUAAAGUUUGAAUUGCUGUGGAUGACGAGUCUCUUUAAUACUGACGACCCUGACGACCCUGGCGAUUAUUGA
Venustampulla echinocandica is the source of this 714-nucleotide messenger RNA. RefSeq lists its product as uncharacterized. Lineage: Eukaryota; Fungi; Ascomycota; Leotiomycetes; Helotiales; Pleuroascaceae. The transcript has 3 exons. The record is from RefSeq and is a predicted model, not a curated record. Bases 1 to 714 code for a protein of 237 amino acids.